Molecule: messenger RNA, 524 nt
Organism: Daucus carota subsp. sativus
Lineage: Eukaryota; Viridiplantae; Streptophyta; Magnoliopsida; Apiales; Apiaceae
Product: DNA-directed RNA polymerases II, IV and V subunit 12
Exons: 3
Coding region: 121-276 (51 amino acids)
Biological process (GO): DNA-templated transcription
Cellular component (GO): RNA polymerase III complex; RNA polymerase II, core complex; RNA polymerase I complex
Molecular function (GO): zinc ion binding; DNA binding
Source: RefSeq, a predicted model, not a curated record
AUAAGGGUCACAUAGGGACAGAGGGAGUAUGAACUUAAAAGAGGGGCGGCUGACUCCUGAGGAGUAAUUGUUGUUUUCGGGUUGGGUUUUUGCUGACUCUAAUCUUUGAAAUCAAUCAAGAUGGAUACUCAACCGGAACCCGUCAACUACAUCUGCGGAGAUUGUGGGCAGGAGAAUACGCUCAAGCCUGGCGAUGUUAUUCAGUGCCGCGAGUGUGGCUACCGUAUUUUAUACAAAAAACGUACUCGCAGAAUUGUUCAAUAUGAAGCCCGCUGAAGAUUAGGUAGGGGAGUGUCAUUGAGAAGAUGAGAAGGGUGCUACAUAUGAAGGGGAUUGAAAAAUUCUAAUGUCAUGUCUUCUAUUACCUCAAGACAAUAUAUUAUGUAUUGUUUACUUAGCAUUAUGUGGAUGUUCAGUGUUCACUUGAUUGAUAUGACAAAUGUUUGCUCUGUUAAUUGUCUUCAUUGAUACUUUGAAGUCGUGUUUGCCUUGGAAGCAGUAAUUUCAUGGGUUUUACAAGAUUA